Molecule: messenger RNA, 1755 nt
Organism: Sesamum indicum (sesame)
Lineage: Eukaryota; Viridiplantae; Streptophyta; Magnoliopsida; Lamiales; Pedaliaceae
Product: mitochondrial inner membrane protein OXA1-like
Biological process (GO): protein insertion into mitochondrial inner membrane from matrix
Cellular component (GO): mitochondrial inner membrane
Molecular function (GO): membrane insertase activity
Source: RefSeq, a predicted model, not a curated record
AAUGGAAAGAACCCCGUGCCUUGGAAAUACGGGCUGAACUUCAGCAUCAGUAGCAGCAAACCAGCGUUAAUCGCUCGGAGCAAAAACCCCAAGUUCUAAAACCCCCUUGUAACGCAGUCUAUCUGGAAUUCUUCUUUCAUAAAUUCGGCUGCGUAAUAGCAUCCGAAGCAAGAUUAAUGGCGUAUAGGCGGAGCAUCACUGCUCGAGCCAAACUUCUUCAUCAACAGCACCGAGUUGCUCCUUCAUUUUCGCAUGUUCCUCGCGAUGAUGACGAUCGUGGAACUCCGCUGCAUCAUAGCCCCAUUUCGAAGAACCCUGAAAUCCCUAGUAACUUCCAGCACCGCUUAUUCGGGAUGGGAAAUAAUGUGGGCACCUUUCAUAGGUCGAGAAAUCUGUUUCAAGAUCGGAGAUUUGGGAUUCCGGCGGCUUGUAGUCCGGUGUUUGUGAGGAAUAUGUCGAGUCUUGGAGAAGGGCCGGCCGACAAGAUUGAGAUAAUGACUGAUGUGUUGGGGGAUAAAGCCGUAGAGGUGGGUUCGCAGGUGGGCCCGGUGGCAAAUGAGGUGGCGGUUGCUGCAGCGGACUCUUUCUUUCCGGUGGCUGCUCUCCAGUACUUGAUUGAUUAUAUACAUAGUUUCACUGGGUUUAAUUGGUGGGCUUCAAUUGUUUUGGCAACUCUAUUGAUUCGUGGGAUUCAGCUCCCUCUAAUGAUAAAUCAACUGAAGUCCACUUCAAAAUUUACACUUCUACGGCCACGGUUGGAGGAGAUUAAGGAAGAAAUGCAAAGUAGGAGUACGAGUCCUGAUGCUGUGGCUGAAGGUCAGGCACGGAUGAAGGAACUAUUCAAGGAAUAUGGUGUUACACCAUUCACCCCUUUGAAGGGAAUUCUAAUUUCAGGUCCCAUCUUUUGCAGUUUCUUUUUUGCUGUUAGGAACAUGGCGGUGAAUGUUCCAUCUUUUAAAGAGGGAGGAACUUUGUGGUUUACCGAUUUAACAACUCCAGAUAGCAUGUAUAUUCUUCCAAUUUUGACAGCACUGACAUUUUGGAUUACCGUGGAGUGUAAUGCUCAAGAAGGUCUGGAAGGUAACCCAACUGCUGGUACUAUCAAGAAUUUUUCGAGGGUCUUGGCUGCUUUGACAGUCCCUUUCACCGCAACUUUCCCGAAAGCUAUAUUCUGCUACUGGAUUACCUCCAACCUGUUUUCGCUCACAUACGGAUUAGCGUUAAAGAAGCCCGGGGUGAAGAAAUUCUUGGGCGUGCCAAUAUUACCCAAGGCACAACCUCCAACCGUUCAAAAACCAGCCUUCGACGCGCUCAACAAGUACACGGCACCCCAACAACAGCAGUCUGUAUCGUCCUCUAUUCAAGCAUCACCAAAACCCACCGCGAAUCAAAGAAUACCCUCUUCGUCCGUCCUCAGUCAAAGGAUUAAGAGCUUGGAGAAAGAGGUGAAGGGAAGGAAAAAAGACAAGAAAAGGUAAAAUGCUACCAAGUAAUUGAUAUGUAUGUCAAUAGCACGAAUAGAAUAAAUAUAAUCUUGUCCGGAUGGAUGUCUGGAGAACACGUUGUAUGUUCUAUCAGAACAGGACUUGCUGGAAAUUGGGAGAGAGUGAUGGAUGGAUGCAUUACUCCCAAUUUUGUGAAGGAGCCACACUUGUAUGCUCUGCCUAUGUCUCAAACAUUGUCGAUCACAGACAUUUUGAAGGAAUAUUAAAGCUUUUUUUGAACUUCUUGCUAUAUAUAAUGCUUUUAGUGGAA